AUGACAACCAUUCGACUACGAGAAUUUGUAGAGCAUCGCCCAUCGAUUCCACCUAGGCUAUAUGUCACUCACCAAGGAAGGGACCUCAAAGGCUAUUACCCUGGACAACUGGCAAGACUCCAUUUUGAUUACAGUGUGAGGAAGGCUCCGAGACCCCUCAUAGACUUGGCAAUUCCACUCAAGAGCAAAAUACCGUAUCAGCCUCAAUUAGAUCAGCAAACGCUCAUUCGAUACAUUUAUUUUAGAAGAUUGUCAAGGCCUACAGACUUGUGGCAUAAUGAAACAUCUUACCAAAGAGAUUACUCCUUGCCAUUCUAUGAGACUGGUUGGGAUCGGAAAUUAGGCACGGUUUUAUCGAAUCCUAGACCAGUUAACUCAGUGCCAGAAGCCUAUUGUUGUGGAGACCGGGGAAUCGGCUUUGUGAGAAGCGCUUUUUAA
Molecule: messenger RNA, 438 nt
Organism: Grammomys surdaster
Lineage: Eukaryota; Metazoa; Chordata; Mammalia; Rodentia; Muridae
Gene: Spmip3
Product: chromosome unknown C1orf100 homolog
Exons: 4
Coding region: 1-438 (145 amino acids)
Source: RefSeq, a predicted model, not a curated record